GAUCUUAAAAAAUUGUAGGAAUUCAGAAAAUAAUCUGAAAAAAAUCUUUUUCGCGGCGACAUCCCUAAGAACAUGCAACCGAACGAGAAACUAAGAACAAACUAAGAAAAGGUCUAUAAAUAUAACUCUCCGUCGGCUCUGGGAUGAUAUUUGCCUUCUGACAAACCACCCCGUCCCAUUUUAUAACCGAGGAAGAUUUUUCCUUUUUAUUUGCCUCGAUGCACAACGGUUGAGAGCUUAGUGGUUUCAUUGUACUGAUAACAAUCCUUCCACCCGUAUUUCUACCAUUGCCAUCGUCAUCGUCACGAGGACGGAACUGGAUGCGAAUCGUGCACCCGGCUGAACCCUUACCGGAACCAUCGGCAGCGACGACACCCAGAACAGAGGAAAUAGCUCACCUGGUAUGGAGAUAAUCCCGAUGAUGGUUGUCUUGAUUUGUGCCAGCAGUGCUCCAUGGUGGGAGGCAUCCGCUCUGGAGCUUCGCAUUCCCGGAUUGGGGAAGAUAAACGUGGAUUUUGUCACGGACUCGCCGGCUGUGGGCGAUGACUCUGCGAUGGGCGAUCAGACCAAGGGGCAAGGAACAGCUGAAAAUCCAGGAGAAUCUGUGACAACUGGAAAUGAGGAAGUUACAACCAAGAAAGCUGACGCAACGACAGAUGAAUCUGAGGAAAAACCAAUGACAGAAGCAGCAAACGAAGAAGUGGCUGCGGCUCUAACCAAGAACCCUAAAGCUAAGAAGAGCAAUGCGAAGCAAAGUAAAACAACGCCAAAGAAAGAAAGUGAAGCAACAACUGAAAAGAUUCAAGCAACCACGCAAGCACAAACUACGGAGAAAAAAGAAGUUGACAAGUCAUCAUCCGAGAAGGGCAAAGAAGUUACAACCGAACCAUCGGAAUCGGAAAAGCAACCAUCUACAGCCCAACCGGAACAAACCCCAGACCCAGCAUCAGAGGAAAAACAAACAACGAAAGCAGCAAAUGAAGAAGUGACUGAGGCUCCAAAACUAAAACCAACGAAAGCGGCAAAACAAAAGAAGACAAAGGCGACCAAAGCGAUUCACAGUAAAACAACGCCAAUGAAACCAAAUGAAGCAACAACUGAAAAGGCUAAAGCAACCACGCAAGCACCAACUACGGAGAAACCAACUGAGCAAUCACCAGAAACAAGUCCAGACGACGCCACUACAGAAGCCGCCGAAGGUGAUGACGACGGUGACGAUUUCGACAUGGACGACAUCUGGGAUGACGUGGAAGAUCCACCGGAGGAGUUCGGUCGGCAGUACGAUCUGGAUCCGAAGCUGCUCGAUUCGGGCAACGGUCUGGGCGACUUUCAACCGAAGCUGGAGCUGCCUCCGGACAUGACCAAGGACAUGUUCUACGAGGAGCAAGCUGAUGCGAUAGAUCCCAACGAUGAUCCAGAUGAGAAAGGAGGUUUCUUCGAUCGACUGCGGAAGUUCUUCAGCAUCGGGAACCUCAUAGAGCAACUGGACACCAUUCCGGGGAAGAUCCAGUCGCUGAUGGAUCAGUUGCGGCAGAAAAAAUCCGAUGGGCUGAAGAAGUUGCGGGAGAAACUAGAUAAAAGCAGUGAGACGGUAGGUAGCAAGAUAUCGGAAGCGUUUGCGAAGUUGAAGCCGUCCAAGCAAAGGCCGCCUCAACAGUGUUUGGAGAGCAUUCAGAAGAAGUUUCAGCACUACGAAGCGGCGCUGCAGCAGGCGGUCGAACCGUGUUUUGAGAAGGCGCGAAGCGUGAUGGAAAAGCAGGAAGGUGCGCUUGCGAAGGCAGUGGGAAGGUUCAAUCAAAUGUUGACGGACAUGCAGAGCUGUGCACAGAAAUUGGAAGGAGGGCCGAUCAAGACUUUGGUCAAAUCGAUUCUUAACAUGGGAACUUGUACGAAGAACAAUAUCAAAUCGCAAAUAGGACAAGCUUUGCAGCCUCAGAUGGAGCGACUGUCAGAGCUGAUACAGCGGCAGGGUUCAGCCAUGCAGGGAAACAUGAAUGCAACCGGUGUAUGCGUUGAACGAAAGCUUCAGAUCCCGAAGUUCCAGAAACGGUGGCAGGAUCUGGUGACCGAUGGCAAACGGUGUCUGGAACGUAGUCGAGAAUAAAGCUGAAAUUAGAUCAAGGUGGUUUGUGAAUCCAAAAAUUCCAGAAUUUACAGAAUUUUUUGAGCAAUCAUUUACGAUUUUUGGCAUCACCAUUGGGUAACCAUGUAAUAUAUAGUUCGAAUAAAAUGUAUCGUGAAUUGAAGGUUAUAAAAAAGUUGACACGUCAUAUCUACAGUA
Aedes aegypti (yellow fever mosquito) is the source of this 2281-nucleotide messenger RNA. RefSeq lists its product as uncharacterized. NCBI's taxonomy places the organism in Eukaryota, Metazoa, Arthropoda, Insecta, Diptera, Culicidae. The transcript is spliced from 3 exons. The record is from RefSeq and is a predicted model, not a curated record. The coding region runs from base 404 to 2104 and encodes 566 amino acids.